Molecule: messenger RNA, 714 nt
Organism: Pundamilia nyererei
Lineage: Eukaryota; Metazoa; Chordata; Actinopteri; Cichliformes; Cichlidae
Product: interferon-inducible GTPase 1-like
Exons: 2
Coding region: 1-714 (237 amino acids)
Cellular component (GO): membrane
Molecular function (GO): GTP binding
Source: RefSeq, a predicted model, not a curated record
AUGGUUACAGAAGAUAUUACAGGUGUUCUGAAAAUUAAAAAACCACUGGCUGCUGCAAAUAUCAAGUUACCACACGAGGACAACAUAACACCUCUAAAUAUCGCCAUCACAGGGGAAUGUGGUUCUGGGAAAUCCACCUUUGUUAAUGCCCUCAGAGGUCUAUGUGAUGAUGAGGAGGGAGCUGCUCCCACUGGUGUUGUGGAAACCACCUUAGAGGUCACACCGUACCCCCAUCCAAACUAUCCCAAGGUUACUUUAUGGGAUCUCCCUGGAAUCAAGUUUUCAGCUGAUAAAUAUUUGGAGCGUGUUGGAUUUGAGAAGUUUGACUUCUUCAUCAUCAUCUCAGACACUCGCUUCAGAGAAAGUGACGUGAAACUCGUGCAGGAGAUUCAGAAGAUGAAGAAAAAGUUCUACUUUGUUUGCUCAAAGAUUGACAACGAUAUACAACAUGAGAGAAGAAAGAGAAACUUCAAUGAAGAGAAGUAUCUUAGGGGAAAAAGAGAAGACUGUGUUCAAAGACUGAAAGAUUUCUGCAUCGAGUCUCCACAGGUCUUCCUGGUUUCCAACUUUCAGCUCCACCUGUACGACUUCCCUCUCUUACAUCAGACUUUAGAGAGAGACCUACCAGAAAUCAGAAGAGAUCUUCUGCUGUUUACCAGGCCCAAUACCAACCAGCAUUUCCUCAGCAUGAUGAAGAAAGCUUUCUGGUUCUGA